AUGUUUUUACAGCUUCUCUUCCUAGCAUCUAUAUGUUCAGCAACGAUCUACGAAAGACUCUCGGACGUCCCGACACAGGACUUUGAUUAUAUUAUUGUAGGGGGCGGAACGGCAGGAAACGUCCUCGCCAAUCGUUUGACAGAACAAAAGAACACGUCGGUGCUCGUCCUUGAAGCGGGGCAAUCGACCGCUGAUGUCCUGCUUUCUCAGGUGCCGUUCUUCUGCACGGAGGCGACGCCUAACACACUAUUAGACUGGAAUUUUACCACCACAUCCCAGUCCGGCUUGAAUGGACGGUCUAUUCCGUAUGUGAGAGGAUUUGGAUUGGGUGGGAGUAGCGCCGUUAAUUAUAUGACAUACACGCGUGGUUCGUCGGAGGACUAUGAUCGAUACGCUGGUGUUACUGGGGACCAGGGGUGGGGGUGGAACAAGAUGCGGCCAUAUAUUCUAAAGACUGAACGCUUCGUCGCCCCUGCGGACCAUCACAAUACCACCGGUCAAUUCAAUCCUAUAGUGCAUAACUUUGAUGGGAUGAACUCCGUCUCACUCCCCGGAUACCCACGUACUAUUGAUGAACGGGUCAUCCAAGUUACAGGGGAGCUCCCGGAUGAGUUUCCGUUCAAUCUAGAUCUCAAUUCUGGAUAUCAUCUGGGUAUUGGCUGGCAUCAAAAGAGUAUCGGGAACGGGACGAGGAGUACUUCGGAGACGGCGUAUCUCGGUCCUGGGUACGUCGACAGGGAAAAUCUGCAUGUGCUUGUCCAUGCAUACGUAACCCGAAUACUUUCACUGAAUGAUUCGAACUCAGACGGCUUACCACUAUUUAACGCUGUCGAGUUCACCCAGGAUGCUGGAGCGACAAUCCAAACCCUUUCUCCUCCUAAACUCAAAGAAAUCAUCUUAUCAGCUGGGUCCUUGGGUACACCUCACAUCUUGCUCAACUCGGGUGUCGGGGAUGCCGAUGAACUCUCUGCGCUGGGCAUUUCCUCGACCGUGCACCUUCCCGACGUCGGGAAGAACCUGACAGAUCACCCCAUGUGGAACCUUGCGUGGACGGUCAACGACACGAACACACUCGAGAACGUGUACUGGAGGAACGAGACGUUCCAAGCUGAGGCUCUGGAGGAAUGGCAAGUAAACCGAACCGGGUUCGUAGCCAAUACGUUUUCGAAUCAUUUGGGGUUCUUCCGUGUUGGAGAAGGGGUAUUGAAAAAAGAGCCAUGUGCGGGAAGGAGGACGGGGAGCUAUGAGUUGAUUUUCUCGGGCGGUAUACCUAGCGGUCCCAUCCCGACCACUGGAGACUAUAUGACAGUUUCGACUGUUGUGGUAUGUCCACUAUCUCGUGGCAACGUUACCAUUAACAGCACCGACCCCCUCGCGCCACCGGUCAUCAACCCCAACUUUUUCUCGCACCCUCAGGACAUGACGGUCAUGCAGCAGGCCGUCCAGGGUGCUAUUAAGUUCGCCACUGCGCCUGUAUGGGAGGAUUAUAUCCUAGGGCUCGCGACGAAUAUCACGGAUCUAGAAGGGGGCAUACGAAAUGGGGCUGUGACGACGAAUCAUCCGGUUAGCACUGCCAGUAUGUCACCGCGCAACGCGCCUUGGGGAGUCGUCGAUCCAGAUUUGAAGCUCAAGAAGGCUGUGGGAGUGAGGAUCGUGGAUGCGUCGGUUUUGCCAUUUAUACCUGCGGGGCAUACGCAAGCGGCGGUGUAUGCAUUUGCAGAGCGGGCGGCAGAUUUGAUAAGGGCAGAUUAA
This is a messenger RNA of Guyanagaster necrorhizus, 1752 nucleotides long. RefSeq names its product aryl-alcohol-oxidase from pleurotus Eryingii. The record is from RefSeq and is a predicted model, not a curated record. Lineage: Eukaryota; Fungi; Basidiomycota; Agaricomycetes; Agaricales; Physalacriaceae. The transcript is spliced from 10 exons. Bases 1 to 1752 code for a protein of 583 amino acids. Gene Ontology annotation, molecular function: oxidoreductase activity, acting on CH-OH group of donors; flavin adenine dinucleotide binding.